Macroventuria anomochaeta is the source of this 2400-nucleotide messenger RNA. RefSeq lists its product as uncharacterized. The coding region runs from base 1 to 2400 and encodes 799 amino acids. Gene Ontology annotation, biological process: positive regulation of transcription by RNA polymerase II; DNA-templated transcription. The record is from RefSeq and is a predicted model, not a curated record. The transcript is spliced from 4 exons. Gene Ontology annotation, molecular function: DNA-binding transcription factor activity, RNA polymerase II-specific; sequence-specific DNA binding; zinc ion binding. NCBI's taxonomy places the organism in Eukaryota, Fungi, Ascomycota, Dothideomycetes, Pleosporales, Didymellaceae.
AUGGAAGCCGCCGAUGGCGCAAACGGGGUGCAGGGCAGCAGAAUUGCGCACACACUGACUGCGUGUUGCAGGUGUAGGACGCGUAAGACACGAUGUGACCCCGGACUCCCUCGCUGCGGCCCCUGCGAGCGCACCAACUCGCACUGCGAAUACUACGACCCCACGAAGGGCAGGAAGAUCCCCCGCAACUACGUCGUGCACCUGCAGCAUAAGGUGCGCGAGCUCGAGAAGCAGCUGGCGGACCUCGAGAGGGACGAUGUCGAGCCUGAUGCCGAGGACGUCAUGCGUGGGGCAGCAGCGGUGCGUGUGCAGGACACCGACGAGUCCAAGUUCCUGGGGCCCUCGAGUGGCAUCACGAUCACGCGGCUGGUAAUGCAGCUGGCGAAGCAGUUCACCGAGUCGAAAACCAUAUCUGAGAUUGUGCCCCACGCACGGCAAAAGUCAAUCAAGGCCACGUUCAAGCAGGAAGACGAGCGCCCAACGUCAAAGGUGUACCCCCUGGUCAGCGACGUUGCGGCUGAAGAGCUGCCAAAUCGAGAUCUCACCAAUCUGCUAGUCGAGCUGUUUUACUGCAAAGUGCACCCCAUGUACCCCAUAUUCCACGAGCCAACCUUCACCCAGGACGUCGAGGAUGUAUACAAUGGCUCCACCGACCCCUACCAGAACUACUGUCUGCGCAUGGUCAUCGCCAUCAGCCUGCAAAAGAUGGACACGCAAUAUGCUGGUCUCGCCGACAGCUACUAUCUUGCCGCCCUGAAGUACUUCGAAGCUGCGAUCAAGCCAAUGAACCUUAAGACACUGCAAUGCUUCGGCCUGGUAGCUGGAUACUCGCUUCUCACGCCUACAAGAACUGCAGUCUACUACAUCAUCGGUCUCGGUAUGCGACUUUGCCAAGCUCUGGGAUUGCACGAAGAGAAGACGGUCACGAGAGGGCCCGGUGGUCGGCCCGCUGAUCCGCUUGAGGUUGACAUGCGGCGGCGGCUCUUCUGGAGCUUACUCACCAUGGACUACGGUCUUUCGCACAGUCUAGGAAGACCGGCCCAUUUCGCUGCGAGACGUCAACACAUUGAUGUGAAUUUUGCUGAGCUCGUCGACGAUGUAUACAUCUCCAGGGAAGGCAUAAAGCCGGCACCACAGGCCUCGCUCAAGAAGUGGAUUGGCAUUCACUUUUACAAGAUGCGGUUGUUGCAGCUGGAGAUUCGCAAGAAGCUAUACCAGAAAAAGACAGACGAACCACAGAACGACCAGCAUCCAUGGUUCGCGGAGAUACAAAAUAAGAUCGAGGCGUGGCGAGAUACAAGCCCUGAAAUGGACGGUGGAUCCGGCUUGAACAAAGUCUGGUUCAUUGGACGCUACAACACCAUGGUUGUCUUUAUCUACCGUCCUUCGCCGCAGGUACCAAGACCCUCGCUGCAAGCUGCCAUACGUUGUUACGAUGCAUGCCAGUACAACAUCUACAUGAGUAAGAGGCAGAUCGAUACAAAAUCUGUUGAUGUCACAUGGAUUUUCGUACAGGCGAUCUUCAUGUGCAUCAACACCAUGCUUUGGACCUUGUCCUACCAGGAAGUGCGUCUUCUACACAGCCGUGAAGAGGUUGAAGGACAUUUGAACGUAGCAAUGGAAUCAAUCAGACUUGCUUCUGACCGAUGGCCCGGUGUUGCGUCAGCCAUGGAGCUGUACCAUAACCUCAUUGGGGCGUGUAUGGAGAUUUACAACAAGGACGGUGAUGUGCCCAUCACGGCCAAUUCGCCAUCCGACUGCGCUUCAGUUGUCUCAGGCAGUAUUGUGGAUGGCAACAACAGAUCUCGGACAACGAGCCCUGCGACAGCGUCCACCGCAUCGGUGAGCACGCCCUCGGACAACGUACAACCGCCGUUCGGCUAUUUACCAAACCAGGGACAGCAAUUCUUCGGCCACGAACAUGUGCGAGCUAGCUCUUCGAACUUUGCAAGCUCGCCGUCAAGUCAACACUCGUCUUUGCAGCCACCCCAGCAGCCUCAGCAGCACUACGAUCCGAGCCCGAAGACCUCGGUCGAUGCGAACGUGCCGAUAUUCAGCUAUCCGCCUACUACACAGUUUACUUCGCUUCCAACGACAUUCGCCGAGCUGCCUCAGUGGAACUCAACUUUCACAAUGCCUCAGCAAGACCCAUACAAUGCACCGACAAUGCCUCUCACUUCGCCACUGUACAAUGAAUUCUAUGCGGCGAACCAGGGCUACGAGAUGGCUGAUUACCUUAACCCAGGAUGGAGCCAGGAGGCCAGAGCUAAUGGUCUCAACCAGCAGCAACAGAUGCAGCUCAUGCACGACUUCGAGAUGAACGAAACAAGCAAGAUCGAGGAGAUGAUCCACCAGAGCCACCAGCUGUUCAUACCGCCACAAUUGCAGACGUUCUCUUGA